AUGGCAGCCACUGACAAAAUUGUCUCGGAGAUGGCCUCCUGGAUGAAGAGCCAGAAGCUAGUGGCUCCCCAGAUGAAGGAUGCUCCUGUAUUCUACAGGAACCUUGAGGAGGCUCUGGAUGUUCGACGAUCCACCCAGUCCAUGCUCACCCGUGGACAAAACACUUGGAAGGAUGGCGGCGCCAUCGACUUGUGCUCCAACGACCUUCUGUCCCUGGGGCGCACGGGAGAAUUGCGAGCCGAGUUCCUCUCCGAGUUGGCCAAAUACCCCGACUUUGCGCUGCACUCGGGUGGAUCGCGUGUUAUGGGCGGCAACUACGACUACAUCGAAGAAGUGGAGCAGGAGAUAGCCGAUUUCCUCGGUGCAGAGACCGCUCUCAUGUUCAACUCGGGAUCAAAUGGAAAUGUUGCCAUCUACACUUCCAUUCCUCGCCCCGGAGAUGCCAUUGUUUAUGAUGAGCUGGUUCACUUCAGCACACACACCGGUAUGGCCUCGUCGUUGGCUACGACUAAAGUUUCUUUCCGUCACAACGACCUCGAUGCCUUCCGUGAGGCUAUGAUUUCCACUAUGGACUCUCAGCCCAUGAUACAGGAUGGUUCACGCUCUAUUCUUGUUUCCAUCGAGUCGGUGUACAGCAUGGAUGGCGAUGUUUGUCCUCUUGUGGAGAUGCUCGAGAUUGCUAGGGAGAUUUGCCCUAAGAAAAACUUCGCCUUCAUUGCGGAUGAGGCUCACGCAACUGGGAUUGUUGGUCCCAAGGGUGUUGGUCUUGUUAAGCACCUUGGUCUUGAAAAGGACAUUGCUAUUCGUCUCAACACAUGUGGAAAGGCUCUGGCUUGCACUGGAUCGGUGGUUCUUGGAAGCGCCACUGUCCGAAACACGAUGCUGAAUUUUGCUGGUUCUCUGGUUAACACCACAGCUCCCUCCUUCCCUUCAGUUGCUGUUGUUCGAUCGGCUUAUAACUUGAUGCGAACUGGUGCCACCCAGAAGGCCCAAGAUAACGUACAGCAUCUGGUAAGAUACUUCUUCAAGAGCAUGAACUCCCACCCACUUUGGGAUGAAGCGACCGAUAUGGGUCUUCUUUCCAUUCCCAUCAUCGAUGAAUCAGAGGAGAACGAUUUCGUGACGCACAUCAUUCCAAUCUGGACCCGGCAAAAGUACAACUGGUGGCUAUUCUUUCACCUACAACUGGCCAAGAUCGCCGUUGUUCCCAUCGACUAUCCCCAGGUUCCCAAGGGUAAGGCUCGCCUGAGAGUCAUGAUCCACGCUACAAAUACUGAAACAGAGGUCGAUUACCUGUGUUCUACUAUUUACAAUUUCGUCAAGGAGAUGAUGGAUAUCGAGGAGAGUGGGGAGAAGGGAAAGAUUCCCAAGGCUGCGCAGCAGAUUUACGCGUUGAUGGCCGCAAAUGCGUAA
Molecule: messenger RNA, 1413 nt
Organism: Penicillium cosmopolitanum
Lineage: Eukaryota; Fungi; Ascomycota; Eurotiomycetes; Eurotiales; Aspergillaceae
Product: aminoacyl transferase sphA
Exons: 3
Coding region: 1-1413 (470 amino acids)
Biological process (GO): biosynthetic process
Molecular function (GO): pyridoxal phosphate binding
Source: RefSeq, a predicted model, not a curated record